This is a messenger RNA of Struthio camelus australis, 1383 nucleotides long. The record is from RefSeq and is a predicted model, not a curated record. NCBI's taxonomy places the organism in Eukaryota, Metazoa, Chordata, Aves, Struthioniformes, Struthionidae.
UGCCAGGGCUGCAGGGAGCUGUGGCCUCCCCUUCGCUCUGAGAGCUGCCAGCUCACCGUGUCCCUCAGGCUCUGCUGGCCCCACAGCAGUGGGGGAGAGCAGGGGUGUGGGUGCUCUGUGCCUUCCCAGACGGCAGGCCCAUGGGUCUUUGCUCUUGCCUCGCUGCAGGCAGAGGAAGUUCAGCAGCAAAUUAUCCGAGAGACUUUCCACCUGGUCCUCAAGCGGGAUGACCACAUCUGCAACUUCCUGGAGUGUGGCAGCCUGUUUGGUGGCUCGGAUUACAAGCUGAUCUACCGCCACUAUGCUACGCUGUACUUCGUCUUCUGUGUGGACUCCUCGGAGAGCGAGCUGGGCAUUCUGGACCUCAUCCAGGUGUUUGUGGAGACACUGGACAAGUGCUUUGAGAAUGUCUGUGAGUUGGACCUCAUCUUUCACAUGGACAAGGUUCACUACAUCCUGCAGGAGGUGGUGAUAGGUGGCAUGGUGCUGGAGACCAACAUGAAUGAGAUCGUGGCACAGGCAGAGGCCCAGAGCAAGCUGGAGAAGGCAGAGGGAGGCCUCUCGGCAGCUCCUUCCCGCGCUGUCUCAGCUGUGAAGAACAUCAACCUGCCAGAGAUCCCUCGCAACAUUAACAUCGGAGACAUCAACAUCAAAGUGCCCAACCUGUCACAGUUUGUGUGAGCAUCCCUAGGCAGGCCAGGCGAGGAGGACUGUCCAUGAACACGGGCUGUAGCCUGGCUGGCUCUCCAGCUGAGAGGACCUGAUCUCAGCUGGACUCUCUUUGCCUGUUCUGGAUGUGCCCCCCUCCCUGUCUCAGGCCCUGGCCUUGGCCGUGCAGCACGUGGAGGGCCAGGUAUGCUGCCAGGGUGCGUGAACUGCCUGGCAGAACAGAGAGCUCUGGUGGGGUGUGGGGCCCAAUAAGUGUGGGGUAGUGUUGCUUGCUGUCUGUCUGUCACCUUGGGCCCUGAGCUGAGCUGUGCUCCCUGGUGUCCCUAGCAAUAAGGGUGGCCUUUCUUCCCCUCCCUCCCUCCCUCCCUCCCGGGUGGAUGUGCAGCCUCUCCUCUAGCUGGGGCGGGAAAAGCCAGGACCUGGAAUUUCUAGUUUUAAAAAUGGAUCUAUCCCUGGUGGCUCCUGGAGGAGCCCUGGGUUGUCCCUCUCCUCCGUCCCCCCGGGCUGUGUUGUUCUGACUGCUCUGGCAUCCCUGUGCCCCCGCUACUCCUACUUACUGGGUAUGGACCCUCUGUCAUGAGAUGAGUAGGGGUUUGGUCACCUGUGCUCCUGCUGGGCUGCUUGGUCUGGGCGAAGGGAUAGCAUCUGCGGUAUAGGCAGACAUUGGCGGUGAGGGGGGAAGACGGAGUCCUAAUAAACCACUAUGAAAAUCUG